This is a messenger RNA of Aethalodelphis obliquidens (Pacific white-sided dolphin), 7380 nucleotides long. It is a transcript of the gene FOXO3, whose product is annotated as forkhead box O3. Gene Ontology annotation, cellular component: mitochondrial matrix; nucleus. Bases 415 to 2433 code for a protein of 672 amino acids. The record is from RefSeq and is a predicted model, not a curated record. Gene Ontology annotation, biological process: regulation of transcription by RNA polymerase II. Gene Ontology annotation, molecular function: DNA-binding transcription factor activity, RNA polymerase II-specific; RNA polymerase II cis-regulatory region sequence-specific DNA binding. Lineage: Eukaryota; Metazoa; Chordata; Mammalia; Artiodactyla; Delphinidae. The transcript has 4 exons.
CUGGGCGGGGACCCGCCCGCCCGCCGUCAGCUUAGGUUGAGGCACCCUGCGUGUGUCUAUAACUUUGUGCUGCUGCCGCGGCCGCCCUGCUCGUGGAAGGGAGGAGGAGGAAUGUGGAAGGCAGCAGCGCGCAGGCUGACAGGCGGUUCUUCAGGCGGGCUGCGGCGGCUGCUGGAGCGCCUCUUCUUGGCCGAGGUUGCGCGCCCCCUCCUCGCCCUGCCCCGGCCCCGCGCGGGAUUGUGAGUCCUCCCCCCUCGUUCCUGAAGAGAAGGAACCCAGGCGGCGGCAGUAGCGGCGACGGCGGCGCCCGGGAUCCCGAGUCUUCGCGGCGCCCCCAUCCCUCCCCCGCCGCACCCCGCCCCGGCGCGAGAGGAGAGCGCGAGAGCCCGAGCCGCGGGCGGGCGGGCGGCGAAGAUGGCAGAGGCGCCGGCCUCCCCGGCCCCGCUCUCUCCGCUCGAAGUGGAGCUGGACCCGGAGUUCGAGCCCCAAAGCCGGCCGCGCUCCUGUACGUGGCCCCUGCAGAGGCCGGAGCUCCAGGGGAGCCCGGCCAAGCCCUCGGGGGAGGCGGCCGCUGACUCCAUGAUCCCCGAGGAGGAGGACGAUGAAGACGACGAGGACGGCGGCGGUAGGGCCGGCUCGGCCAUGGCGAUCGGCGGCGGCGCGGGCGGCCCGCUGGGCUCAGGGCUGCUCCUGGAGGACUCGGCUCGGCUGCUAGCUCCGGGAGGGCAGGACCCCGGGUCCGGGCCAGCCCCCGCGGCGGGCGCGCUGAGCGGGGGGACGCAGACGCCGCUGCAGCCUCAGCAGACACUGCCACCGCCGCAGCCGGGGGCGGCUGGGGGCUCCGGGCAGCCGAGGAAAUGCUCGUCGCGACGGAACGCCUGGGGGAACCUGUCAUACGCUGACCUGAUCACUCGCGCCAUCGAGAGCUCCCCGGACAAACGUCUCACUCUGUCCCAGAUCUACGAGUGGAUGGUGCGCUGCGUGCCCUACUUCAAGGAUAAGGGCGACAGCAACAGCUCUGCCGGCUGGAAGAACUCCAUCCGGCACAACCUGUCGCUGCACAGCCGGUUCAUGCGGGUUCAGAAUGAGGGGACCGGCAAGAGCUCAUGGUGGAUCAUCAACCCCGACGGGGGGAAGAGCGGGAAGGCGCCCCGGCGGCGGGCCGUCUCCAUGGACAACAGCAACAAGUACACCAAGAGCCGGGGCCGUGCAGCCAAGAAGAAGGCAGCCCUGCAGACCGCCACCGAGUCAGCCGACGACAGUCCCUCCCAGCUCUCCAAGUGGCCCGGCAGCCCCACGUCUCGCAGCAGUGAUGAGCUGGAUGCGUGGACCGACUUCCGCUCACGCACCAAUUCCAAUGCCAGCACGGUCAGUGGCCGCCUGUCCCCUAUCCUGGCUAGCACGGAGUUGGACGACGUUCAGGAUGAUGACGCGCCACUCUCCCCCAUGCUCUACAGCAGCUCGGCCAGCCUGUCCCCCUCCGUCAGCAAGCCGUGCACCGUGGAGCUGCCCCGGCUGACCGACAUGGCGGGCACCAUGAAUCUGAACGACGGGCUGGCCGACAACCUCAUGGACGACCUGCUGGACAACAUCGCGCUCCCUGCGUCCCAGCCGUCGCCCCCCGGAGGGCUCAUGCAGCGCAGCUCCAGCUUCCCAUACACCACCAAGGGCUCCGGCCUGGGCUCCCCCACCAGCUCCUUCAGCAGCACGGUGUUUGGCCCCUCGUCUCUGAACUCCCUGCGUCAGUCUCCCAUGCAGACCAUCCAAGAGAACAAGCCAGCCACCUUCUCUUCCAUGUCGCACUACGGCAACCAGACACUCCAGGACCUGCUCACGUCGGACUCACUCAGCCACAGCGAUGUCAUGAUGACCCAGUCGGACCCCUUGAUGUCUCAGGCCAGCACCGCUGUGUCCGCCCAGAACUCCCGCCGGAGCGUGAUGCUUCGCAGCGAUCCAAUGAUGUCCUUUGCCGCCCAGCCUAACCAGGGGAGUUUGGUCAAUCAGAACUUGCUCCACCACCAGCACCAAACCCAGGGCGCUCUCGGUGGCAGCCGUGCCUUGUCAAGUUCCGUCAGCAACAUGGGCUUGAGCGAUUCCAGCAGCCUCGGGUCAGCCAAACACCAGCAGCAGUCUCCUGUCAGCCAGUCUAUGCAAACCCUCUCGGACUCUCUCUCAGGCUCCUCCUUGUACUCAGCUAGUGCACACCUUCCCGUCAUGGGCCACGAGAAGUUCCCCAGCGACUUGGACCUGGACAUGUUCAAUGGGAGCUUGGAAUGUGACAUGGAGUCCAUUAUCCGUAGCGAACUCAUGGAUGCUGAUGGGUUGGAUUUUAACUUUGAUUCACUCAUCUCCACACAGAACGUUGUUGGUUUGAAUGUGGGGAGCUUCACUGGUGCUAAGCAGGCCUCAUCUCAGAGCUGGGUGCCAGGCUGAAGGCUCACUGAGGAAAGGGGAAGUGGGCAGAGCAGACCCUCAAACUGACACAAGACCUACAGAGGAAACCCUUUGCCAAAUCUGCUCUCAGCAAGUGGACAGUGAUACCGUUUACAGCUUAACACCUUUGUGAGCCCCUGCCGUUUCCUACCCCAGCAGAGACUGUUAUCGGCCCCUUACCCCGGGUGAAGCACUUACCCUCGCACAGAACUCUCUCUAUAAAGUAUGCAAAACCUUCCUUGUACGGGGUGACAGCCACCUGCCAGCGAAGGACAGCACCCUGCCAGCACCACCCACCCUGUUCAGAGCACACCGUGAGCCCGCGGGCCAUUCUCUGGUGUUUUAAUAUCGUGAUGGUUUAUGGGAUGUUUUAAGUGUUGUUUUUGUUUUCCUUUGACUUUGAGUUUUUCACAUGCAUUAACUUGCAGUCUUUUUAUGUUAAAAUAUUAAUCAUGCUUCCCCUGGCAAAUUUAAACACAGAAGGAAAAUGUUGUACCAGCUGCUAUGCUGGCUUUGGGUGUCACAAGCAUUCGAGCCCGUAGAACUCCCCAAACUAACACAUUACGUAAACUAGAGGGGGGGUUUCUUUCUUCUUUCGUUUGGUAGAAGACUAUCCUUUUCUAAAAACUGAACAGUGGCACAAGUGUUUUCUGUGUGCACCGGUCCAGGACAGAGCCCUGCAUCGGCAAACCUGACUCAGAACCAAACCACGUGCUUGGCUCUGAGUCAGGGUGGUUGGGGGAUGAGACCCCGGCACCUGGUCUGCAGUUGCCAGAUCAGUAGGGCCUGUGGUCUCCUGUCAGUAUCCUCAGCUAACACAGUCAACAGUGAUGGUAUGUUGGUUAGAAGUUAGAAUUUUUCAAGGAAGAAAUCAGCUCAGCUGUCCGCUCAUUGCCAAAUGCCACUAACAGGUUUAGUUUUAAGGAGAAAAGAAAAAAAAAGUAGUCGUGUUUUUCUUUGCAGAAGAAGUGAACUUACAGGUGAACAUUAAGCCCGCAGUGAGAAAUGUGUGGAAAGUACAAACCCGAGUCACUAUUUUUCUAAAUGUGCACCCUUGAUGAUUUUCAGUCUUGCUCUGUAUAAUCUGAUCUAGUAGACGUGUAUGAGUGACAAGCAAUAGCAUACAAACUGAUUUCUUUUUAAUAUAAAUAAGCUUAGAUUGUAAUUGUACAAGUGUCACAAUGGAAGUACAAGAUAGGGCAGUUUUGACCUCCCCCCACACACUUUUCCUGCUUCUAUGGAUUUCAUUUUUUUCUUUCCAAAAAGUUAUGGUGCUGUAUAGGUGCUUUCUGUUUAACCUGAGAAGUGUGAGUAUAUUAGUUACCCUCUUUGGUAGGCAGAAUAGUUGGGAACACCUUUGGUACAUAUGAAACUGGUGUAAUGAUGCUCUGAUUAGCACAGCAUAUGCAUACUUCUCCAAAGUGAUAUAUGAAGACUCUUUUCGUUGCAUAAAAAGCAUUAGGCAUAGAAAUGUAUAAAUAUAUUUUAUCACGUACAGUACAAAAAUGGAACAGUCUGCAUGGAUGUUAGGGAUACAGGCUAGUAUUUCAGCACAGACCUCCCUGCAUGAGUUCUCGCUGAUGCUUGCACCGUGCAGUGGGCACUGAUUCCCUUCCACCAACACAGACGUGCCACCCGACCCCCUGCACCCAUCACCAGCCACCAGGGGCCCCUUUGUGCACCUUUGCUUCCUGAUUCCUCUGGGGUUGAUAUUGGUGGUGAUAACAGCUCCUAGCAUAAUGAACGUUCCAUUUGGUGUUGCCACUUGUCUCUCCCGCCUCGCUUGGGCUGUCAUGUUUGAGCGAUGGCCCUGUUGAUUUCACCCUGCCCCCUACUGAAUCUGUAAAUUGUUGUGCAAUUUGUGGUUAUAGUAGACCUGUAGCAUAUCACCUUUUCUAAACUGCUACAAGUUUAUAAUCUUCAUUUUGAAAGUACGUAUAAUUUUUAAAAAUAUGUAUUCUAUUCACGUGGUCUGCUUGUCAGUGAGACAGACUUUUGCUUACUGUAUUCUUUUGUAAUAAAGCUAGCCACUUCCUUGAUUUCUUUGGUAGUCUGCUGUACACAAGAACUGUCAAGUGUCAGCAAGAGAGGACUGCCUUUCUGGGUCCCUAAGUGGUGCAGCCCCCUGGGUGGAGACAUAGUUCAGAGACAGUGGCAGCAGCUCAGGGACGGUGGGGAGUGGCAGAGGGGUGUUGGAUAUAGGGGAGAAUCCGAGUGCUUCCAACACGAGGGCCCUGAGAACUUCUCUCCUGAGCUCAAAGAAACAAGAAAACUAACAAAAUAGCUACUUGCCUUUGCAGUUUUAUACACCGUGGGAAAUACUUUGGGAGUAAGAAAGACAACCCUCAAAUGUGUUUUGACUUUUAAAGUGUUGAAUUCCUUUCAGACAUGUGGCAUCUCAUUUAUUCUUUUUUUUUCCCCCCCAAUGUUUGUUAGAUUUCAGGCAGAAUGUUUUACAAAAUGUCCUAGAACCGGAUUCUAAUUUAAUCUAAAACAGCUGAGGGAGGGACAGAGCGGUAUGAGAGCAGGAUAGCCACAGAGCAGAUCAGGAAAACGGAGAGGGAGGGGUGCUUGGAAUUUUUUUCUUUUCCUUUUUUUUUUUUUUUUUGAAGUAAGUCAGCAUCUACAUGUAGAGUGUCGCGGACAGCUGAGAUCAGGGCAAAGUGUAGCGCCAGCGUCAGGCAAGAAUGGGAUAGUUAAGCCUGUCCAGGAUCACAGCAGGCCCACUCUCACCCUUGGCCGCCCACCCAGAGGCCAGGAUCCCUUAGGCUAACUGAGUCCGAAGGCAGUCAGACAGGGCAGAGGUGCCACCUAAGCCCUCUCCCUCUUGUAUUUGAAGACCCUGCUUUCAGGAGGGGCCUACCGAUGGCCACCAUGUGGAGUUCUGAGUGCCAGGGGCCCUCACAGGAAGUCUUCUGACCUGGAGUAUCUCAGUGGAAUACUUGGUAGUCUCCGGGAGUCUGGCGGUUGUAAUGUUUGCGUCCUGAUAAGAACUUUCGGAGUCUACACUCAGCCUCUAAAUAAGCUAGGGAGCCUUCCACUUUUUGAUGGGAAAUUUAGAAAGAAGAGUAACAAUGUUGAAAACAUGACCCGAACUCCGGGGUUCUGUUGUUCUCUUCAGGGCUCCAGAACCAGAUACAUUUUACCAAAGUUAGAAAAGAGCUUUAUCACAAGCCUUCACCGUCCUGGCGUGAGUGAGGCCUGACCGCCAGGUUCAGAGUAUCCCGUUAACUGUGAAUGAAUCUGAGGUCGAUUUCCUUUAUCCUUUAUUGCAUCCCCUGCAAUGUAAUGACUGCCGAAACAUAUUUUUUUAAAUUUCAGAAGUUUGUCUCUCCUGUUAACGGGAAGAGCGUGCACACACGUGUAGUAAUGGUGGACUGUGUGUGUGUGUGUGUGUGUGUGUGUGUGUGGUGGUGAGUUUUGCCCUGUGUGUGUUGCUCCCCCACCCUGAGGAGAAGACCUCUUGGCUCACUGGUCAGGACAGGUAUGCCCAGUCUCAGGGUGUCAUUUCAGGCGGCUUCUGAAAUUGUUAAAGAUGGUAGGGAGUCUAUCUAAUGAACCCCACUUAAAGAAUAAGGAAUAUUUGAAUCUCUUGGAAAGGCCGUCAAGAGGAAAGCAGUCAAACACCCAGGCCCAUUUUUCAUGCUGAUUCCAAGGGCUGGUGAGGGGAAAUUAAAAAGUUACCCUUUCUCUCUGAAAGCAGAAAUAAAAUCCUGACAGCUCCAAACUCUGAUUUCUUCUUUCUCGGUGUAUUUGGGGAACACUGUACGAUUAGGUAUAAUGUAUUCUUUUUUUAAUUAAGAAAAGCAAAAAAUUUUGUAGAAAUACAAUCACUGGCAAAGAGGUAUGAAAAAGCCAGCCUCUCCUGGAGACCAGGGGCGGCAGGGCACAGCGAGGGGAGAGUGAAGUCCUUGUGAAAUCAUGUCUGUCAGACAAGAUCUUAACGCAGAUGCUCAAGUAACUGAAGAGUACAGUCGGCCCUCCGCACACACGGGCUCGGCAUCCUCGGAUUCAACCAACCACGGAUCCGUAGGGCCGACUGUACUACACCAUUUUAUAUAAGGGACUUGGGCAUCCACAGAUUUUGGUGUCUGUGGAGGUCCUGCAACCAAACCCCCACGGAUAUCAAGGGGUGACUGUGUAUUAUAUUUGAUCUAGAUCUUUAGUGGGUAACAUUUUAUGCAGUUCGAAUGAAUGAAAUAUUUUCCUCUUGUUUAGUUUUAUUUGUAUGUAUUUUUCUUUGUUGAAUGAUUGGUUCCGAGGCCUCUGCCACACUCCAGAAAUAUUUGUGCGGCUGCUUUAAAAAAAAAAAAAAAACAACUACAUGUCUGGUCACUUAUUUCUCUAAAAUUAUCUCAUUGCCUGGCAAUCAAUCUUCUCUCAAUACACUUGUCCUAGUACAUUAUGUACAUGCAAAAUGUAAACAGAUGUGAAGGAGGACCAGAAAAAUUAGUUAAUAUUAAAAAAAUGUACAUUUUGGCUUCACAUGUUUAACUUUUUUUUUUAAGAAAAAAAGCUGCAUGAAUGGAAAAAAAAUCUGUAUACAGUAUCUGUAAAACUGUCUUAUCUGUUUCAAUUUCUUGCUCAUAACCCAUGCAAACUAGAACUCAUUGUGGUGCCUGGCCAUAUUCAAACACCUAAGAGUCACGCAGUUGAUACUUCGGUUUGAAGCACCUCAUCCUUUCUUUCAAAGCGAACACUAUCAUCUUGCAUUCUUACUGAGGAUUUUGUCUAUCCAUAUGUUGCCAUGAAUUAUCUCCACCACCUUUCCUCUCAAGAAUCAAAACCAGUUUGAUUUGGGAAUCUUCUCCUUUCCAAAUGAAAUAGAGAUGCAGUACUUAACUUUCCUUGGUGUUUGUAGAUAUUGCCUUGUGUAUUCCAUUUAAAACCGUAAUCUAGUUUGUAAAAGAGAUGGUGACGCAUGUAAAUAAAGCAUCAAUGACACUA